AGAAUUGAGGUCUGCCCCUUUAAGGGCACUAGUCGCGGGGCGGAGACUCCGGGCGGAAACCACGCCGGCGGAGGGCGGAAGUGGAGCCUCGGGCGUAGUAGUCAUGGCUCAGGACGGGGAAGACGUGAGGGACUACAACCUGAAUGAAGCGCAAAAGGCGAUCAAGGCCAAGUACCCCCCGGCCGUCCGUAAAUAUGAGUAUCUGGAUCACACAGCUGAUGUACAGUUACAUGCUUGGGGAGAUACAUUGGAAGAAGCAUUUGAGCAGUGCGCAAUGGCCAUGUUUGGUUACAUGACAGAUACAGGAACUGUUGAGCCUCUCCAAACAGUUGAGGUGGAAGCUGAAGGAGAUGAUCUGCAAUCUCUUCUCUUUCACUUUUUGGAUGAAUGGCUAUAUAAAUUCAGUGCUGAUGAAUUUUUCAUACCACGGGAAGUGAAAGUACUAUCUAUUGACCAAAGAAACUUCAAAUUACGCUCAAUUGGGUGGGGAGAAGAGUUUUCUUUGACCAAGCAUCCUCAGGGUACUGAAGUCAAGGCAAUAACAUAUUCAGCAAUGCAAGUCUAUGAUGAGGAAAAGCCAGAAGUUUUUGUGAUUAUUGACAUUUAAAACACAGAAAUGAAAGGACUUCGAAGAAGAACUGUUGUUUCUUUUCCCUUAGGGGAAAAACAUGGUGAUUGUCCUAAAAAAGGAGAGAAAGAAAAAGGACAGAUGAAUAGCUAGCCUUCUUUUUAAGAAACUGAAACAGAUGUAUUCUAUUUUCUCUCUCUAUUCAAACGUAAAAAAAUUCAGGGCCUGAGUAUGUUUCUUCAUUCAUGAAUUCUUGGCUAGAGUAGGAAGAAAUUUAAUCUUCCUAAGAAGCAUACUAACCCUAUGGGCUUUUCUACAUUUUCCAUUUUUGAAAAUGGAUUAUUGAACAGAUAGAUUUCACCAAAUUUUGCUUUUUGUAUUUGCUGAGAUGAUUUUAAUUUACACAUAUAAAACAACUAAAUAAUGGGCUGCUAUGAGAUGGCUGUGUCUCAAAAUCCAUAUGUAUUCAUUUUUAAAGAAAUGGUUAUAGUUGUACUAUAAAAAGAUUUUUUCUUGGGAAAAUUCACUGAAAUAUGACUCCUUCCCUUUUUCCUUUUUUAGAUUGUUUUCCCUGCAGGUAAUUGUAAGAUAUGAUAGCUUCUUAAUACUUUAAAAAUGAAUAUUGAUAAAUUGUUGGAGACUGGAAGGAAAAUAUAUUUAAGUGUGUGUCAUAAUUAAUAAUGUAACCCUUCUCUGAUAAAGGUUCAAGUGACCAGGUAAACUACACUCAAAUGAUAGCCUUGUUGCUGUCCUUUUCAGUGAAACUGCUUUCAGUCAGAUUUUAAACUUGAUCUUUCUCUGUUACCUCUACCGCAGAAAAGAUUUUGGUUGAAGCUUCUCUCUUUGCACUAAAAACUUUAGUUUGCUAAGUUUACACUUACUUCUCUUUAAAAGUGGCCAGUGAGUAACGCUAUAACUUAUUUUCAUAUUUGCCAAGAUUUACCUAAAAGGAAGAUUUUGGCUAUGCAAAGGAUACCUUUAUAAAAAAGUAGCAUUGUCCUGUGACUCAGCAGAAAGUGGAGUUAAUCAUGACGGGGGCAAGAGCCUAUUGAUUGAAAAACCUGAUCUACAAAAAUGAACAUGUAUUAUAUACAUAGAGUGACCACUUCAUUGCAACAUAGAACAAUGUUUGACAAAAAUGAUACUUUGUAUUUCAAAAAUGACUCACAGUUUUCCUGAUGUAAGUUUGUGUACCUUCAAACAAAACUGUCAAAAAAGAACUUAAUUACCUUUUUUCUAAUUUGUCAUUUUUUAAAUAAAAGAUUUCUAUUGGAUAA
Messenger RNA from Sarcophilus harrisii (Tasmanian devil), 1845 nucleotides. RefSeq names its product zinc finger and BTB domain containing 8 opposite strand (gene TSLIG1). The record is from RefSeq and is a predicted model, not a curated record. The coding region runs from base 104 to 607 and encodes 167 amino acids. Lineage: Eukaryota; Metazoa; Chordata; Mammalia; Dasyuromorphia; Dasyuridae. Gene Ontology annotation, cellular component: tRNA-splicing ligase complex. Gene Ontology annotation, biological process: tRNA splicing, via endonucleolytic cleavage and ligation. The transcript is spliced from 7 exons.